Molecule: messenger RNA, 378 nt
Organism: Phytophthora sojae
Lineage: Eukaryota; Oomycota; Peronosporomycetes; Peronosporales; Peronosporaceae
Exons: 1
Source: RefSeq, a predicted model, not a curated record
CAGCUGUGCCUUGCUUCCCUGGUGACGCACGCCGAUUUUCUUCGCCAAGGUCUGCUACCGAAGCAUGCUUUGCUUUCUUCCUACAUCUUUCGCGAUUCCAAUGUCAUGGCACGACUCUCCAGCAUGCUGAUCACCGGUUGCAGUACGUGGAUGCGCCCUACUGGUAUACCCCCACACGUCGAGCUUUUUGAGCAGCACAUGAAGACGCGACAGGCGCUGAACCAUCUACCGGAUCUACUGCUGGACGGAUUUGCUAAGCUACUGGACGAGAAAUGCGUGAGUCAGCAAAGUGUAACGCGAGAAAACCUCAGCUCGACGAUCCGUGUACUGCUAGAGGAGGCUGGACUAUGUCCUGGCGAGUGGCGCGAACCCAGGUAG